AUGUCAAUCAAAGCUCUUGAUGGGAAUAUAGUCAAAAGACUGACCACCACGCAAGUAAUUACGUCUGUGUUUAGUGCUGUCAAAGAACUUGUUGAAAAUUCUCUGGAUGCUGGCGCUAAAAAUAUUGAAGUUGUUCUUAAAAAUAAAGGAUUGUCAGUGAUUGAAGUUAAAGAUAAUGGGAGUGGAAUAUCAGCUGAAAGUGCAAAUUUAAUGGGAUUACAGGGUUAUACGUCUAAACUGACAAAUUUUAAUGAUCUAGAGUCAUUAACAACCUAUGGAUUUCGUGGAGAAGCACUUAGUUCACUUUGUAAAGUCUCUAAAGUCCAGGUAAUAACACGGACAGUUGAAGAUAAUGUUGGUAGAUGCUAUACUAUGGAUCACAAUGGAACAGUCACUGCUGUUCAACAUUGUCAUCGUACUUUAGGUACAACAGUGAGAGCAGAAAAUUUAUUUUACAACAUCCCAGUACGCAGACAAGUAAUAACCGACUCAAAAACAGCCAACAAAGACAUCAAAACCACUAAAAAAUGGUUGCAAAGUUACGGAAUCUGUCGUCCGGAAGUCUCAAUAAGUUUUAUAGUAGACUCCAAGAAUCUUUUUUUAAAACAUGCGAAGCCAAACUACAGAGACUGUUUAAUAGAAAUAUUCGGCAGAAAAUUAGUUACAAGCUGCGAGUUCAUCACUCACCAAGAUAAUAAAAUAAACAUCGUACUGACGGUCCCCAGGAAGGACUUAUCAGAUCUACAUGAAGUCUGCAGUGCAGAAAACUCUCAUAUAUUCGUAAACAAACGCCCUGUUUAUUUUGACGAAUUCGAAAAAGCGAUUGGCAAGAUAAUCGGCGAGUAUUUCAAAGAUAAAUUAGGUAAGAGCAAGCUGUGUUUUUUUCUGCGCAUCGACGUAUCUCCAUCUGAGAUAGACGUCAAUCUCGAGCCGAACAAAGUCAAAAUUUUAAUGAUCAACCAGUCGAGUGUCUUGGAGCUGAUCAAGAAGCUCCUGGUUGAAUAUUAUGGUCUUGAAGAAGAAACUGAUGAGCAAGCUGGAUUGACUAAUUCAGAAACUAUCUCUUCGCCGGCUUAUUUUGACUCUACUUUUAAUGACAGUGAAACUGAGGAAGAAAUGAGUAAUAAAAAAAGGAAGUUGACAAAAAAAAACUCUAGGAGUUCGCUGAAGAAGAGUAAGAUGAACGAUGAUGAUAAAGAAAAUGUUUCGAGAGAAUUUAUGGAACCGAUUGAAGAUACUAUUAAAGAAAAAGAUACUUUUAAAGAAAAAGAGAAAGAUUUUGGAAAUGAAAGCGAAAUUAUUGAAGACGUUUUGAGUCAGGUACCAGUGGUUGAUCUUGGAGAAGAUUUUUGUACGCAAGAGAUUAUUGAUAAGCCAACUUUGACUAUAGAAGAAAUGGAAUUGUUGGAGAAAAAAAUGCAGAGUGGGAUUUUAACUUUUGAUGAAGAUAAUGUUUCAAGCAGUACGCCAGAUUUAAUUAAUGAUGCUCCAGCUAGGUCUGAUGCACCUAGUGGAGGAACAAAUGUGGUAAUUGGUAGACCGAGUCCGGGGAGUCAAAAAAUCAAAUCAGAAGCAGAAAGUGGUUUUCAAAUCUUCUGUCGAACUAAUCACUCGCAAAUGUCCAAUAAAAGUCCAGGAAUGAAUCCAGUUGAUUCUGCCGCUAAGUUGGCGGAAAAAUGGAGACAGCUGAGUCCAGCAGAACGUCAACAUUACCGGGAACUGGGUCGCAAUACUCAUUUUCCCCUAGAUACUAGUUUUAGUAACCGAAGUCAGAAGAAAAAGCUUUCAAAAGCUCCUGAGAAGGAUAAUAGGCUCAUGAAGAUGCUGAAGCAGCAGCUUGAGAAUAGAAAGCUUGCGAAAGUUGAAGAAAAUGAGAGUAAAAAUGAAAAUGAAAAUGAAAUUGAGAAUGAAAAUAGUACAGGUGAAAAAAACAAUAUUGCUACAGUAGUGCCUUUAAAUAUAAAUAUGGAUGAUAUAAAGGAUGCUCAAGAGGGGAAGGGUAAAGUGAGUCUUGAAAAGUAUCGUAUUAUUGGAAAAUUGAAUGAAGUUUGUUUCGCAACUACGAAUACCCAAAUUUGGGGAUUUAAGUUAGAGUACUUGUUUGAUGAUUUGGAGUUGGAUGAAGUGCAGCGUCAAAUUGCCGAGAGAGAUACCAGGAAGAUUGAAAAAUAUUUUAAUCAAUGGAUUGAUGAAAAAGAAGAUUUGAGAAUUUUACACCGUAUUUAUGAUUUAAGAAAAUUAGAUCCUUCGUAA
Molecule: messenger RNA, 2253 nt
Organism: Cotesia congregata
Lineage: Eukaryota; Metazoa; Arthropoda; Insecta; Hymenoptera; Braconidae
Source: the annotation of a GenBank genome assembly